GUCAACGCACAAGCCCAGUAGGGAACAUGUGAAGGAAGGAAACAAGGAUCCUACAGCAAUCUCUGGCUUGGCAGGGUGCACAGGAAACGCGCCGGUCGGGAAUCCUUACCCUGGCUGGGAGCGCAGGUUCUUUGAAGGACUUUGGUCCGGUGGGGAACAAGGUCCGACAGGAACACGGGUCCCAUAGGACUAACUGGCCGAGCAGGAAGCAUCAGUCAGGGUCUGCACCGCGGAGCAGAUGGCUUCGUCCACCGUGGAGAGUUUCGUGGCCCAGCAGCUACAGCUGCUGGAGCUAGAGCGGGACGCCGAGGUGGAGGAGCGCAGGACCUGGCAGGAGCACAGUUCUCUGAAAGAGCUUCAGAGCCGAGGGGUGUGUUUGCUGAAGCUCCAGGUAUCCAGUCAGCGCACCGGGCUGUAUGGACAGCGGCUGGUCACCUUGGAGCCCAGGAAAUUUGGACCUGCGAUGGUGUUUCCCAGCAAUAGCUUCACCUCUGGUGAUAUUGUGGGUCUGUAUGAUACUAAUGAAAACAGCCAACUGGCCACUGGGGUCCUGACCCACAUUACCCAAAAGUCAGUCACAGUGGCCUUUGAUGAGUCCCAUGAUUUCCAGUUGAACUUGGACAGAGAGAAUACCUACAGACUGCUGAAGCUUGCCAACGAUGUCACCUACAAACGCCUGAAAAAAGCACUGAUGACACUGAAGAAGUGCCACUCCGGGCCGGCAUCUGCACUCAUAGAUGUCCUGUUGGGUGGCUCCACCCCCAGUCCCACUAGGGAAACAGCCCCGCUCACUUUCUACAACACGACCCUGGACCCUUCCCAGAAAGAAGCUGUGUCUUUUGCGCUGGCCCAGAAAGAACUUGCCAUCAUCCACGGGCCUCCUGGCACUGGGAAAACUACAACUGUCGUGGAAAUUAUCCUUCAAGCUGUGAAGCAAGGCUUAAAGGUUCUGUGCUGUGCUCCCUCCAACAUCGCUGUGGACAACCUGGUGGAGCGUCUGGCUCUGUGCAAGAAGAGGAUUCUGCGCCUGGGUCACCCUGCCCGCCUCCUGGAGUCCGUUCAGCAGCACUCACUGGAUGCAGUGCUGGCACGCAGUGACAACGCUCAGAUUGUUGCUGACAUCAGAAGGGACAUUGACCAGGUCUUUGGCAAGAACAAAAAGACCCAGGAUAAGAGGGAGAAAAGUAAUUUUCAAAAUGAAAUUAAGCUGCUAAGGAAGGAACUGAAGGAGAGGGAAGAGGCAGCCAUAGUUCAGAGCCUCACGGCGGCAGAUGUGGUCCUGGCCACCAACACAGGUGCAUCUCCUGACGGCCCUCUGAAGCUGCUGCCGGAAGACUACUUUGAUGUGGUGGUGGUGGACGAGUGCGCCCAGGCCCUAGAAGCCAGCUGCUGGAUCCCCCUGCUGAAGGCCCCGAAGUGCAUCCUAGCUGGAGACCACAAACAGCUGCCCCCCACCACGGUCUCUCACAAGGCAGCACUGGCCGGGCUGUCCCGCAGCCUGAUGGAGCGCCUGGCAGAGAAACACGGUGCUGCUGUGGUAAGGAUGCUGGCGGUGCAGUACCGGAUGCACCAGGCCAUCUCGCGCUGGGCCUCGGAGGCCAUGUACCGCGGGCAGCUCACAGCCCACCCCUCUGUGGCAGGGCACCUCCUGAAGGACCUCCCAGGUGUGGCUGACACAGAAGCGACAAAUGUCCCCCUGCUGCUCAUAGACACAGCUGGCUGUGGGCUACUGGAGCUGGAGGAGGAGGACAGCCAGUCCAAGGGAAACCCGGGCGAAGUGCGCCUCGUCACUUUGCACGUCCAGGCUCUGGUGGAUGCUGGGGUCCAGGCAGGUGACAUUGCCGUCAUCGCGCCCUACAACCUUCAGGUGGAUCUCCUCAGACAGAGCCUCUCCAACAAGCACCCUGAGCUGGAGAUUAAGUCUGUUGAUGGCUUCCAAGGCCGAGAGAAGGAGGCUGUGAUCCUGACCUUUGUCAGGUCCAAUAGGAAAGGUGAAGUUGGUUUUCUGGCUGAGGACAGGCGGAUCAAUGUUGCUGUCACCCGUGCCCGGCGGCAUGUGGCAGUAAUCUGUGAUUCCCACACUGUCAAUAAUCAUGCCUUUUUGAAGACCCUGGUGGAUUAUUUCACAGAGCAUGGGGAGGUACGCACAGCCUUUGAGUACCUGGACGACAUUGUCCCUGAGAACUACACCCAUGAGGGCUCCCGGGGCCACAGCCGUGUCCCCAAACCCAAGUGCCCGGGCACCUCUGUCAGGAAGCCUGCCAGUGGUCAGGAGAGUAGCCAGGAGGCCAGGACAGCCCCUGGACACGGGCGCAGGAAGCCAGGCGAGAAGCCCCCAGACUCUCAAGUCCAGUCCCAGCACAGCUCCAGUGCAAAUGGCUCUGACAGAACUGGAGGCACAGACCGGACAGAGCACUUCAGGGCUAUGAUUGAGGAGUUUGUGGCCAGCACGGAGGCCCAGUUGGAGUUUCCCACAUCCCUGAGCUCCCAUGACAGGCUGCGAGUCCACCAGCUAGCUGAGGAGUUCGGCCUGAGGCACGACAGCACCGGAGAGGGGAAGGCACGGCGAAUCACAGUGAGCAGGAGGAGCCCUGCUGCUUCUGCUUCUGGCUGUGUAGCCCCACAGCCUCCCUCACCGCCGAGCCCCGCACAGGCUGAGCCUGAGCCACCGGGAGAACAGCCUAUCGGGCAGCCACAUGACUCCACACAGCUGGAUCUGAAGGCACUGCAUCUGGAGAGGCUGCAGCGGCAGCAAGACUGCCAGGCCCAGACAGCCAAGGGUCAGCCAGGCGUGGGUUCGAGGCCACAGAAGGCUCCUCAGAAGAAAAAGAAAAAAGAACCAAAAGGUCCAGCCAUGGCUCUGCCCUGUGAGGAGGACUUCGAUGCCCUAGUGUCGGCUGUGGUGAAGGCUGACAACACCUGCAGCUUCUCCAAGUGCUCGGCCAGCACCACCACUCUGGGCCAGUUCUGUAUGCACUGUAGCCGCCGCUACUGCCUCAGCCACCAUCUGCCGGAGAUCCAUGGCUGUGGUGAAAAGGCUCGUGCCCACGCCCGACAGAGGAUUAGCCGGGAAGGAGUGCUCUACGCAGGCAGCGGGACCAAGGACAGGGCCCUGGACCCGGCCAAGAGGGCCCAGCUGCAGCGGAGGCUGGACAAGAGACUGGGCGAGCUCAGCAGCCAGAGGACAAGCAAGAGGAAGGAGAAGGAGAGGGGGACGUGAGGUCACACCCUCGGAGGGCUGUGUGGGACAGAGUCAGCAGGUGGGGACACAGUCCUACACUGGCCGUUUCUCUCUUGACCUAGUGUCCCUGGUCUUCCCAUGGCAAGGGUGCUGUUUGCAAGCUGACAUGCCUAGUUCCCAUCAGAGUAACUGCCUUGACCGGCCAGGCCCCAUUACUGCUGUGAGUGCCUUGCAUGGCCAGCUAGCCAGGGCCACCUUCAUCCUGUCUUCUGCAGCGACACAGUAGGCACUGAUUGUGUGGUGUAGGGUUGCGGGAAUGGCUGCUUCAGGGUCAGAAGGCUCCUAGCCUGUGAUUGCCUGGCCUCUGUCGCUUGGUGACUGGUGGGAAGGAGUCCUUCCAGGGUACCACACCGCUCACCCUCACAGAGACUGCAUCCUCUCCAGCAUUCUGUACCAGUUGCUCAUGGGAACUUUGACAAAUGCAUUUUAGCCGCAGGCUCUUGUUGUAAAAUAAUAUAAAUUAUCUGCAAAUUCAA
Messenger RNA from Apodemus sylvaticus (European woodmouse), 3717 nucleotides. RefSeq names its product immunoglobulin mu DNA binding protein 2 (gene Ighmbp2). NCBI's taxonomy places the organism in Eukaryota, Metazoa, Chordata, Mammalia, Rodentia, Muridae. Gene Ontology annotation, molecular function: zinc ion binding; RNA binding; ATP binding. The record is from RefSeq and is a predicted model, not a curated record. The transcript has 15 exons. The coding region runs from base 239 to 3220 and encodes 993 amino acids.